UCUUCUCAAUUUUUUGUUUUUUUGGUUAUACUCUGUUCUUACCGAAAAAAAAAAUCACCAGUUUUUUUCAGUUUCUUGGCCAUGAAAUCCAGAAUCAAACAAGAUUUUAUUGAUGAAAAUCAAGAAAUAAUUGAAAUUCAGAGGAGAAUAAUAGUAAAAAUCUCAGACCCAGAUGCUACAGAAUCAUCUUCAGAUGAUGAAAAACAGCAAAAAAGACCAAAGAUUAUUGUUCAUGAGAUUGUUCAGAAAAAGGUAAAGAUUCAAUCUUUUUUACUAAAUAGCAAAAACCCAUUACAUUUUUAUCAAUUGCCUCCUCCUAGGGUUCGAAAAAGAAAGUAUCAGAAAAAGGCUAUUUCUGCAAAAUCUGGAAAUCCGCCAUUAAUGGUGGAUUCUCAGAACUUGGAUUCAACGAAGGUAAAGACUCGUUUUUCACUAAAAAACAGAAACUUUUUGAGUUUUGAUGAAUCUUCUGGUAAAUUGCCUCCUAUGGUUCGAAAGAGAAAAUCUGGAAAAUUUGCUACUGAGAUUAGAGACCCGUUUAGCAAGAAAAGAAUUUGGUUGGGUACUUUUAAUACUCCUGAAGAAGCUUCUGAGGUUUAUCAAACUAAGAAACUUGAGUUUCAGGAGAAGUUGGAAAAGGCUAGAAAUGCAAAUGUGGAUAAGGUUAUUUCUGCAAAAUUUGAACUUGGGUCUUCUUCUUCGAGUGAUCCUCCAUUAAUGGCUGAUUCUCAAAACACAGAUUCAUCAAAUGAGUCUGAUGAUAGAUUGAAGAAGGCUAAAAAUGCAAAAGAGAAAAUGGUUAUUUCUGCAAAAUUUGAACUUGGUUCUUCUUCUUCGAGUGAUCCGCCAUUAAUGGCUGAUUCUCAAAACACAGAUUCAUCAAAUGAGUCAGAUGAUAUAUUGAAGAAGGCUAAAAAUGCAAAAGAUAAAAUGGCUAUUUCUGCAGACUCUGACCCUGGUUCCUCUUCAAGUGAGCCAAUAUUAAUGGUGGAUGAGAUUGAUGAGCAAUUGAAUAAGGCUAUAAAUGCAAAUGUGGAAAAGGGUAUUUCUGCAAAAUCUGAACUUGGUUUUUCUUCUAGUGAUCAAGUGGAUGCACAAACCUCGGAUUCAUCGAAUGGGGUUGAAGAAAGUGAUGAAGAAAUGUGGAUGGGGCAGUGGAUACAAAUUUCAGGUGAUAAAGAAGUUAAAUUUUCGCAUAAAUUGGGCGUUCCUGUUGUUGACAAUUACGGUUUUUUGUUAGGUGAAUUUAGCAAAUUGGAUGAUCUUAGUAUUUCUGUUUGAGAUAACUAUAGUUCCAUUAAUACUAUGUUCGAAACUUGCAGCAAUUUUUGGUGAUUAGGUCCAAUUUGUGAAUAUUAACAGUGGCAAUUGCAAGUCGACGAAUAAGUGUUCAUGUGUUAUGGAAUUUGUUGUAAUGGUUAUAACUUUGAAUGCAGCAAUGGAAAUUUGUUCGUCAAAUAGAAAUUUGAGUUCUUGAA
Solanum stenotomum is the source of this 1478-nucleotide messenger RNA. RefSeq names its product ethylene-responsive transcription factor CRF2-like. Bases 82 to 1281 code for a protein of 399 amino acids. Gene Ontology annotation, molecular function: DNA-binding transcription factor activity; DNA binding. Gene Ontology annotation, biological process: regulation of DNA-templated transcription. The record is from RefSeq and is a predicted model, not a curated record. The transcript is spliced from 2 exons. Lineage: Eukaryota; Viridiplantae; Streptophyta; Magnoliopsida; Solanales; Solanaceae.